This is a messenger RNA of Thamnophis sirtalis, 960 nucleotides long. NCBI's taxonomy places the organism in Eukaryota, Metazoa, Chordata, Lepidosauria, Squamata, Natricidae. The record is from RefSeq and is a predicted model, not a curated record.
AUGUCACAGGGACACCUGGUAGAUUUGUCAAGACUCAGCAUGGAGUCUGAUCUUGCAAAAAUGAUUGAUUUUGAUGAUGUGAUUCACAAUUUUGCCAGUUUAAUAUCUAUUGUGUUGGGUGAAGACAACCUUACAUUUAAAUUAAUUUUAGCAAUUUAUCGACAUGGAGAUAGAAGUCCGAUUGAAAACUAUCCCAAUGGCUUACACAGUGAAAGUGAAUGGCCACAGGGAUUUGGGCAACUGACUAAGAUUGGGAUGCAGCAGCAGUAUGAGCUUGGACAAUACAUAAAGAAGAGAUAUUCAGAUUUUCUGAGUGCGGGUUACAACAGAGAGGAGAUCUUAAUCCAAAGCACUGAAAUUGAUCGAACCAUAAUGAGUGCCCAAGCAAAUCUUGCUGGUAUGUUCCCUCCUAUUGGUGAUCAGAUCUGGAAUCCUGAACUCCUGUGGCAACCAAUCCCAGUACAUGUCCUCACAAAGGCAAGCAAUCCUAAAUUACGCUAUCCAAUUUUUCAAUGUCCACGCUACAUAGAGCUUUUGAAGAAAACCAUAGCAUCAAAUGAAUUCCAGGAAAAAAUUAGACCAUAUGAGGAGUUCAUAAAAACAAUAGCUUACUAUUCAGGAUAUAAUGCUUCUGUUCUCAAGAAUCCCAUGAAUUUUAAAAUAUGGCAUGUACAAGAUACACUAUUUUGUGAGUCUAUUCACAAUUAUACAUUACCUGAAUGGGCAACUGAAGAUGUAAUGAGAAAGUUGACAGAGCUUACCGAAUUGUCCUUAUCAUCAUUGUUUGGUAUUUACAAGAGAGAAGAAAAGGCACGGCUUCAAGGAGGAAGGAUUUUAAUUGAUAGAAUUGUAAACCAAUUUUAUUUUCAAAGUUAUUUGAAAACUUCAUUGCUACUUGCAAUCUACUACUGCUACUUCAUUGUAGUAGAUAUUGGAGAUGUCCCACUAUUACAGAAUGAU